GAGAGCACGGGGAGAGGGGGGCGCGCAGAGCCAGUCUGAGAGUGAGCGCAGCCAGAAGGAGGGAGAGGAGGAGAAAGAGCGAGGGCGGGCGAGAGGCAGUGGCGGCGGCGGCGGCGGCGGCGGCAGCAGCAAUAGCAGGAGCAGCCGCAGAAGGCGUCGGAGCAGGCGUCGUCGAGCUGCCCGCUGGGGGAGAGGAGAGAGAGAGCGAGCGAGCGAGAGAGCCAGGGAAGAGAGAAGAGAGCCCGAGGCGAAAAAGUAACUGUCAAAUGCGCGGCUCCUUUAACCUGAGCGCCCAGUCCGGCUCCGAGAGUCAUGGCGACCGCAGCGUCUAACCACUACAGCCUGCUCACUUCCAGCGCCUCCAUCGUGCACGCCGAGCCGCCGGGCGGCAUGCAGCAGGGCGCCGGGGGCUACCGCGAGGCGCAGAGCCUGGUGCAGGGCGACUACGGCGCGCUGCAGAGCAACGGGCACCCGCUCAGCCACGCUCACCAGUGGAUCGCCGCGCUGUCCCACGGCGGCGGCGGCGGGGGCGGCGGCGGCGGCGGCGGGGGCGGGGGCGGCGGCGGGGGCGGCGGCGACGGCUCCCCGUGGUCCACCAGCCCCUUGGGCCAGCCGGACAUCAAGCCCUCGGUGGUGGUGCAGCAGGGCGGCCGCGGCGACGAGCUGCACGGGCCGGGCGCCCUGCAGCAGCAGCACCAGCAGCAGCAGCAGCAGCAGCAGCAACAGCAGCAGCAGCAGCAGCAACAGCAGCAGCAGCAGCAGCAGCGGCCGCCGCAUCUGGUGCAUCACGCCGCCAACCACCACCCGGGGCCCGGGGCAUGGCGGAGCGCGGCGGCCGCGGCGCACCUCCCGCCCUCCAUGGGAGCGGCCAACGGCGGCUUGCUCUACUCGCAGCCCAGCUUCACCGUGAACGGCAUGCUGGGCGCCGGCGGGCAGCCGGCGGGGCUGCACCACCACGGCCUGCGGGACGCGCACGAGGAGCCGCACCACGCGGACCACCACCCGCACCCGCACCCGCACCCGCACCAGCAGCCGCCGCCGCCGCCCCCGCAGGGCCCGCCGGGCCACCCCGGCGCCCACCACGACCCGCACUCGGACGAGGACACGCCGACCUCGGAUGACCUGGAGCAGUUCGCCAAGCAGUUCAAGCAGCGGAGGAUCAAACUGGGAUUUACCCAAGCGGACGUGGGGCUGGCGCUGGGCACCCUGUACGGCAACGUGUUCUCGCAGACCACCAUCUGCAGGUUCGAGGCCCUGCAGCUGAGCUUCAAGAACAUGUGCAAGCUGAAGCCUUUGUUGAACAAGUGGUUGGAGGAGGCGGACUCGUCCUCGGGCAGCCCCACCAGCAUAGACAAGAUCGCGGCGCAGGGGCGCAAGAGGAAAAAGCGGACCUCCAUCGAGGUGAGCGUCAAGGGGGCUCUGGAGAGCCAUUUCCUCAAAUGCCCCAAGCCCUCGGCCCAGGAGAUCACCUCCCUCGCGGACAGCUUACAGCUGGAGAAGGAGGUGGUGAGAGUUUGGUUUUGUAACAGGAGACAGAAAGAGAAAAGGAUGACCCCUCCCGGAGGGACUCUGCCGGGCGCCGAGGAUGUGUACGGGGGGAGUAGGGACACGCCACCACACCACGGGGUGCAGACGCCCGUCCAGUGAACUCGAGCGGGGGAGGGGCAGAGCGCGGGGCUCUCCCUCCCCUCUGGCCCACCGCCCUUCCCCGGCCCCCUGUUCCCUCUCUAACUUCUGACUGUUCUUUUGUUUUUAAUUAUUAUUUCCCCGUCCCUUAAGAGGAAAAAAAAAAUAAUAAUAAUAAGGAAAGCAACUAAGGCACUGGGUUAUCCAAAUGGUAGCAGGUGUAAUGAUGUGUUUUGACCUUUACAGGCUAGUACCCAGGCAAUGGAGUGGAGUGUCUCACAGAGUAGAGGAGAGAGAGAGAGAGAGAGAGAGAGAGAGAGAGAGAGAGAGAGAGAGAGAGAGAGAGAGAGAGAGAGAGAGAGAGAGAGAGAGAGAGAGAGAGAGAGAGAGAGAGAGGAGAGAGAGAGAGAGAGAGAGAGAGAAUACCUGGCAAAACUAAAUAAUUACCAAAAACAAAAAUCUACCAAGCCGUGAUAAAUACAAAACACAGCUUCCUAAUGCCCGAGUUGGCACAUGCUGCUGUGUUUAUUUCAUGUGGAUCCCCAUCAGGAAAGAGGAAAAAAUACACACGUUCUUUAGCGCAGGCAAAAUAUCACCACACAAAUUUGCACUGCAAGAAAAUUGAAGUUUACAUGAACAAAUUCACGAAGACAUUUUUCUUUCUUCCACCGCUCAUUUUGAAAUUGCCGCGGUUUGUGGUCUGUGUUUUGUUUUGUUUAUUCAGAGGAAAGAGUGGAAGCCAGCUCUUGGCCACUCUCCAUUUCUAAUGUCCCCAUGUAACCACUUGUUCUUAUCACUUGUGAACUUUGGUUACCUUCAGAUCCCCUCUCCUCCCUUCCAUUGGUGUAACUUUUAUUUGCUUCUUUUACCAAAGCAAAAUGAUUUGCUCCAUACAAAAUAAAUAAUUCUCUGCUUUCAGGAAAUGUGCAUGGUCUACCCUCUUUAACAAGGCAAAAAUCCAGUUUGGAAUACAGAAAUGAGUCAAGCAUUAUUAUUAUUUUUUGGUUGGCUUUUUUUUUCGUUCUUUCUUUUUUUUUUUUUUGUUAUCAGUCACAAAGUAAACUUCAUUUUCAGGCAGUGUUUCUGGGGGAGGUUGCAGAGGGGAGAAAAAGAAAAAAUUGAUAGUGAGUGACUGAUUGCUUCAUUUUACCAAGCGGGCCCAUUGUGAAGGAGCUCAGAGGAUAUGUGGAGGUGAAGUAUAUUUUCAACAGAAAGAAAGUGGCACUUUGAAGAGAAUGAGGGAAAUAUGUAUCUCCAGACACCCCCCUGUAUAGUUCUCUGCCUUCCGUUUUAAUAACUUCAUUUAGAAGGAAUUAUUUGUGCUGACAGUAGCAGUUAAACUUUGUUCCUUUAAUAGCUUUAAAAAAACAUAAAGAAAAUAACCUGGGAACUUCAUGGUGUAUGCCUCGACUGUGUUUCUUAACACACAAAUACCCACAUGCAUACAGAGAAUAAUAUUUCCGAUCUAGACUGGUUUUGUUUUUACUAGCUCAUUUGUAUAUCAAAUUAUAUUUAAGUUCCCAUACCUUCUUCUCCUGUAAUUCAUUAUAGAAAAUAUCAGUUUGACUUGGACAGCUCCACCCACCCCCUCUUUCACUAAAGAAGCCAAAUGAAGAAGGGGAAAAAAAUGCUAUUUUGAAUCCUUCCCUUUCUCUCUUUGUUAAUAGUUUCAAGUGCAUUUUUUACCUUAUCUUGAUGGAAAACGGAUAACUCCCAUAACAAAAGAAUCUACUGGGAAGUGGAGGUGAAAAAAACAACAACAACAACAACAAAAACUGUAAUUGUAUUGAAAAUAAAUGCCAUUAAACUGUGAUCAGUUAAAAUAUUUCAAAGUAAUCAGCACAAAAGGGCGCUAAAAGGGAAAACACUUUUUUUUUAAUUAAUCUUAAAAGAUCGGGGCUUUUUUUCUGGUUAGGUAUUAGGUAAAUUUUUUUAUUUAAAAAAUGAAAUCUCAAUACCAUACAAUUAUGGUUCAGCAUCAGAUUAGCAUUGCACUCAGUAGUUAAGGUUUUAGGAAAUAUGCUUUAUCGUGUCUUUUCAAACACCAGUGAUGGUUUCAUUUUCAAUGUUUUUUGCAAGAUAAAUGAUGACUUAUAAUGGGCAUAUUUACUUGCCUGUAUUUCAUUUCCCCCUAUGACUGUCACAAGGAAAUGGGCAUGGAGCUGCUUGGGGUGCAUCACACUGCCUGUCCCUGAGGUGUGGGGACUGGCCUCUCAUGAAGCAAUCCAGAGCAGGGCAAACAACCAAGGGUAAAGGGAGGAAAUGAAUUUUCACAUUCUUAUUACCAAGUGGGUAAGGUUAGAAGCUGGGGUUCAGGGGAUGUGUCUACAGCUCCCCCAACUCUCAGAGGUUUACUAAGAUGAAAGUUACCACUGAACCUUCCCACUAUGUAUAUAUGUUUAAUAUCUGUCUUUUGAAAUGCAGAAAUAGUUUAAAUGUUUCUUUGUCUAUUUUUCUUUUUUUUUUUAAUGCUACCCAGGGAAAUAUUUUCAUAUCAUUUUUAAGUGGCCUGCCUCAAUGUAUAUUUAUUUCUUUUAAAGCAAAAAAGGUUCUGGAAAACUGUUUUUUCUGUAGCUUUAAAUGAGUAGGUGAGCAAAAUCUAUAUGAGAUGUAAUUUUUUUUUUGUUCAGUCUCUUUAAAAAUACUUUGUUUGGGUACAUUUGGUUGUGCUUGUGGGGAAAAUAAAAACGCAGAGAUCCUUAUA
This is a messenger RNA of Pipistrellus kuhlii (Kuhl's pipistrelle), 4330 nucleotides long. RefSeq names its product POU class 3 homeobox 2 (gene POU3F2). The transcript has a single exon. Lineage: Eukaryota; Metazoa; Chordata; Mammalia; Chiroptera; Vespertilionidae. Gene Ontology annotation, molecular function: DNA-binding transcription factor activity, RNA polymerase II-specific; RNA polymerase II cis-regulatory region sequence-specific DNA binding. The record is from RefSeq and is a predicted model, not a curated record. The coding region runs from base 313 to 1647 and encodes 444 amino acids. Gene Ontology annotation, biological process: brain development; regulation of transcription by RNA polymerase II. Gene Ontology annotation, cellular component: nucleus.